Ectocarpus siliculosus is the source of this 429-nucleotide messenger RNA. The record is from the annotation of a GenBank genome assembly. Lineage: Eukaryota; Phaeophyceae; Ectocarpales; Ectocarpaceae.
AUGAUGUCAUCGUCGUUGAACCGCGCCGCCAUUUUCGUUCACGAGGAUCGCUUGCGCGACGACGGCGUGGGCGGGGCCGAGCGGGCACGUUUGGCCGAAAGCCUCGCAUUGGAGUUCAGAGUCCGCACGGCGGCGGUGGAAGCUGCGUGCGAAACGCAGCUGGCCAAGCAGCGGGCUGCGCACAAGCUGGAGAUGGCCCAACAGCGUGUGCUGUUGCUCGAGGGCAUGGUCCCGCUGGCCGCGCACGACGAAGUGGUGUCGACGAUCGCGGGCGACUUCUCCCGCCGGCAGGAGGAGCUGCGUGCCGAGGUGGAGCAGCGGGACAAGGCUCUGAAUGGAGCCUCCAGGAAUGUCCGAGCCAUGUCAGACAGCCUUGCGGUGCUCAAGCGGGACGUGAUAUCUCUCCGUACAGCCCUAAACAGGUAUUAG